CCCCAGAGUUCUAAGCACCAUACCGACUCGAAACACCCUCCAUCUUGCACUCGCUCUGCUAUCGUCAUCAUGAAGAUUCCCGUGGGAGCUGACGCUGGUGACAGCAGCUUCAUCGUCGCCAGGCUCGAGUCGAUCUUGUCGCUGACCGGUUACGUGAUCCCCACGGUCGUCGUCGGCGUCAUUGUUCUCGCAAUCAUGUAUCCUGAUCGUCUCGCCUUCACCAGACCCCAUCCCAAAGCUGUAUAUGUGCCGCCAGGUGCGCUGCCUAUCCUCGGCCAUACGCUCGAGGUCGUCAAAUUUGGAACCGCACGACAAUUCGAACGCUUCCAUGAGAUGACGCUGAAGUCGCCCAUCCAAGCCUUCAGGCUCUCCUUUCUCGGCCCCAGCGCAAUGACGAUGAUCAACCGGCCAGAGUACAUCGAGUACGUUCAAAAGGUCAACUUUGACAAUUUCGUAAAGGGAUCGCAAUUUCGAGGCAAGUUCGGCGACCUUCUGUCGACUAAUGGCAUCUUCGUCGCCGACGGCGACGUGUGGAAGUCGCAGCGAAAGAUGGCAAGUCACAUGUUCAGCGCCCAUCAAUUCAACAAUCAUGUCCGCGUCGUCAUUCACCAGGAGCUGGGCCGCAUCGAUGCGCUUCUCGAUGCCGUGGCCCACUCCGCCAAGGACCAGAGCACCGUCAACCUUCCCGAGCUCUUCUUCCGGUACACCCUCUCGAGCUUUUCCAAAAUGGCCUUUUCGGCAGAUCUCGAUUGCCUUUCGGCCGACCCUGCAUGCCUCGAGCGUCCGGUCCCUUUUGCCGUUGCCUUUGACUAUGCCCAGGGCGUCAUCAAUGAACGAUUUGUCAACCCGCUCUGGAAGAUUGCUGAGCGAUUCUCAAAAAAAGGCAAGCGCAUGCGCGAGAGCAUCAAGGUCAUCAAGGACUUUGGCAAUUCGAUCAUCCAACAGCGCCUCAAAAGCAUUCAUUCAUCUGACAAAGGAACAGACGCGGAUAGCAAGACAGGGGGCAAAGAUCUGCUGGAAUUCUUCAUCGAACAAGGCCUGAACGACCCCGAUGACCUCCUCGUCGUUGUACUGAACUUCAUCAUCGCCGGACGCGACACGACGGCGCAGGCUCUCAGCUGGUUCUUCUACGAGAUGAUGGCUAAUCCCCAACACAUAGAGGUAAUUCGUGACGAAUGCGAGGCCGUCCUUGGCAAAGACGCCGCUCAGGACCAACAGUUCCUGAGCUAUGAAGACCUUCGGAAGCUUCCCUACACUUUGGCCUGCAUCAAUGAAACGAUCCGACUGCACCCACCAGUUCCCAAGAAUGGAAAGAUGGCGGUCAAGGACGAUGUUAUCAUGCCGCAGGGUCCCAAUCCCGACAAUCUGCCGCCGAUUCCUGUCCACAAGGGCGAGAUCAUUGGCUGGUCCGACUGGGUCAUGAACCGUCUACCCCAAGUCUGGGGCGAGGACGCCGAAGACUUCCGGCCUGAACGCUUUCUUGUGCAGGAUGACAAGGGGCCCGUUGGCUGGAGCUACACCCAGCAGAGUCAGUGGAAAUUCCAUGCAUUCAACGCCGGACCAAGGCUGUGUCUAGGCGUCAAUCUAGCCCACUACGAGGCGCUGGCAUUCGUGGCCGCUACUCUAACCAAAUUCGAUUUUCACUGGGCCACGGAGGCCCAAGGCCAAAAGAGUGAAUGGCCUCCUCGCUACGCGAAUUCAGUCACCCACCCGUUGAAGGUGCCCUACCUUUGCACCGUGACGCCGCGCAGAACCUGAUGAUGGAGGGGAGAUAGAUCUCUUGUCCUUGUAUAUAAAAAUGGCAGUAUGAUCAUCAGGACUACGCUACGUUCUGCCUGUGAUUCUGUCGAGUAAUGAAAAU
Messenger RNA from Acaromyces ingoldii, 1861 nucleotides. RefSeq names its product cytochrome P450. The transcript is spliced from 7 exons. Lineage: Eukaryota; Fungi; Basidiomycota; Exobasidiomycetes; Exobasidiales; Cryptobasidiaceae. Gene Ontology annotation, molecular function: oxidoreductase activity, acting on paired donors, with incorporation or reduction of molecular oxygen; monooxygenase activity; heme binding. Bases 70 to 1758 code for a protein of 562 amino acids. The record is from RefSeq and is a predicted model, not a curated record.